UUCUCAUCUCUCUCUCACACAGCUCACACUUACUCGCCUGUCACCACUGGAAGGAUGUCUCCUCUGGUGAGCCGCCUGCUCCUUCUCUUCUGCCUGGCCUUACCUCUUUAUGGAGGGGAAAAGAUAAGAAAUAAGGGAUUAAGAAAGGAACCUGACCCUGACAAGUGCACAGGAAAUGAUGCAGACAAACCCAACUGCACUAGACACUCCUCCGAUGAGCGAAGAUCUCCUUUUCUGAACAGCAUGUAUGGCAACUGCAUGCAAGGCCCAGCAGGAACCCCUGGAAGAGAUGGUAACCCCGGAGCCAAUGGCAUUCCAGGCACUCCAGGUAUCCCAGGACGUGACGGGCUCAAAGGGGAAAAAGGGGAAUGCAUCAGUGAGAUUUUUGAGGAGCCGUGGAGACCCAACUACAAGCAGUGUGCCUGGAACUCUCUGAAUUAUGGGAUCGACCUGGGUAAAAUAGCAGACUGCACGUUCACCAAGCUGCGUUCAGACAGCGCUCUCAGAGUCCUCUUCAGUGGUUCCCUACGACUCAAGUGCAAGAAUGCGUGCUGCCAGAGGUGGUACUUCACCUUCAAUGGAGCCGAGUGCACAGGACCCCUACCAGUGGAGUCCAUCAUUUACUUGGAUCAAGGAAGUCCGGAGCUCAACUCCACUAUUAACAUCCACAGAACAUCAUCAGUUGAGGGGCUGUGCGAGGGCAUCAAAGCUGGGUUGGUGGAUGUGGCGGUGUGGGUGGGGACCUGCGCCGAUUAUCCCAGGGGAGACGCUUCCACAGGCUGGAAUUCUGUAUCCAGGAUUAUCAUUGAGGAACUGCCUAAAUGAGAGUCAUAUGAAAGGGAGGAGCCGGUCUUUGUAGUGUAGGAGCAGGUUGCCUGGCUGAGGCACUCAUGGAGGCGCUGAUGGUAAUUUGAAUGUUUUUGUUUUGUUUGAACACACGUCUGCUGAAGACUGUUCUGCUUUGAAGAAAUG
Molecule: messenger RNA, 972 nt
Organism: Cyprinodon tularosa
Lineage: Eukaryota; Metazoa; Chordata; Actinopteri; Cyprinodontiformes; Cyprinodontidae
Product: collagen triple helix repeat-containing protein 1-like
Exons: 5
Coding region: 55-825 (256 amino acids)
Source: RefSeq, a predicted model, not a curated record